This is a messenger RNA of Trichoderma breve, 2205 nucleotides long. RefSeq names its product protein kinase domain-containing protein. Gene Ontology annotation, molecular function: protein kinase activity; ATP binding. The coding region runs from base 1 to 2205 and encodes 734 amino acids. The record is from RefSeq and is a predicted model, not a curated record. Gene Ontology annotation, biological process: protein phosphorylation. The transcript is spliced from 3 exons. Lineage: Eukaryota; Fungi; Ascomycota; Sordariomycetes; Hypocreales; Hypocreaceae.
AUGUCGUUGAUCCCAUACCAGCCUCAGGAAGGCCGCGAGAUUGUGCUACGACAUCGCAAUGCCAUCGUUGUGCGCGAUCCCAGUUCGCAGCGCCUGGAGAUUCGAGGCCAUCCCGAAUGCCCUACUUGCCACCGCCCGCUAGGCCCCUCGCCGUCGGAACAUUCGUUCGAUCACCAGUAUGGCGUUGACCCCGAUUCCUAUGUUGACCCGGGAUACUUUCGUAUGCUCCGUGCUGGACACACAGACUCGACCGCAGCCGACCAAGCACCAUCAAGUCUCAUCCGCAGGCUGUUUCGACCUUCGCCGGGUAGCGAUGACCAAAGCGCACGAACGUCACCUGCCGUAGAUGAUAAUGCCGAAUUCAUAUCCAGCACUCCAGGCGUGUCGCAACCCGAAGGAAGCAGAAUCAAGAGGGAGGCUUUUAGUCCAAAUUAUUUCAAGACCUUUUUUGUUGAAGAAAAGGUCUUGGGCAAGGGAGGCAAGGGAGUGGUGCUACUGGUGCGGCAUGAAAUUGACGGCUGCCAGUUGGGCCACUUUGCUUGUAAGCGGGUGCCUGUUGGCGAUGAUCAUGCUUGGCUUGAAAAAGUUCUGAUAGAGGUUGAGCUCCUCGCCAAGCUCUCUCAUCCCAACCUCGUUUCGUACCGACAUGUCUGGCUGGAAGAUGUCAGGUUGACCAUGUUUGGCCCCAGCGUCGCUUGCGCAUUCAUUCUCCAGCAAUACUGCAACGCUGGCGACCUUCAUCAGUAUGUAAUUGGCAAUGUGCCCAAGGAGGUUACCAAAGAGGAGCUCAAAGAGCGCAUUCGCCGACGAUCGCGAGGCCAGAUUGAUGCGUCUCGAGAGAACCUACACGACAAACCCAGAUUGUCGGUAGAAGAGAUUUACUCGCUAUUUAAAGACGUCACGUCUGGAGUUGCUUAUCUGCACGGAGCAAAUUACAUUCAUCGGGAUCUAAAGCCAAGCAACUGUCUCUUGCACCGAGAGGCCGGCAAACUCCGGUGUCUCAUCAGCGACUUUGGCGAAGUCCAGCCAGAGCAUGUGGUGCGGAAAUCGACUGGUACAACCGGCACUAUAUCGUAUUGUGCGCCUGAGGUCCUUCGCGAGGAUGAGACUGGAAACUAUGGAAACUUUACAACAAAGUCGGAUAUUUUUUCCCUUGGAAUGAUUCUCUACUUCAUGUGCUUCGGCAGACUUCCAUAUCAAUCUGCCAACGCCGUCCAAGAGGAAUUGGAAGACGUCGACCAGCUCAGAGCUGAGAUUACUGAUUGGACGGGCUUCCAGGACGAGAGACGUGAGAGGCCGGAUCUUCCCUCUAAGCUGUAUAUGCUGCUGAAGAAACUGCUUGCUUUGGAUCCGGCUGAGCGGCCUAGCGCAAACGAAGUUCUGAAUGCCAUGAAAAGCGAAACCUACUUUGAUGGAAUGACGAAAGAUCGUACUCCAAGCCCUGCCGUUGGAUUACGAGGCAACAGAGUCCAGAGCUUGGAUUCCCCGGCGGCGCCAAGCACGCCCGUUCCAGAUCCACGACGUGGCUAUCACUCUCGCAGUCUUAGCGUGCCUCAGAAUGAUGCCGCCUCAUGGCCAGCCACCGUGCCUCACGACGAUGAGGUCUUGCAAGACGGCGCCGUCUUUGACCAAAUUGACGCAGAGCCGUCCAAUGCAAUCGUCAAAAGCCGUAGUCACUCUUCGCAUCGCGACCAUGGCCAGCAAGCUCUCCAGCCAGCCGUACAGAGAAACCUUCCCAUACAGACAAACGGCCAUGCGCGCCUCGACGGGCCCCUUCUCCUGACGCCGCCUCCGCGAGAAGGUUCCGCGAUGCCGCGCGGAGCCGGGCUCCUUUUGCUGCGGUUCUGCACUGCGGUAGGCGUCACUCCGGAUACUGUAAGAUACUUUGGCCGCCUCUCCUUGUUUCUCAUCAAGCUUGCUACUUUGGUGCGGCCAUGCUGGCCUUACAUGGCUAGCCUUGAGGUUGCCGGCCCCCUCGUGCUGCUGGCUGUGUUGGACUUGGGGCUCCCAACCAGCAACCACGUUAUCCCUGCUCGACGUCCUAGUCAUGGUGAAGUCGUAACAAGCUUGUUUCGUCAGACUGGGCUUGGCACAAGACUUUUGUUUCUUGUGUUGCAUCUGACUGUAAUCUGGCUGGCUGGCCGCUGGGAGGCUCUUUGUGUGGCUGUUCCUCGUGACGAGUGGGAUGGCUGGCAGAAUUUGUAA